Molecule: messenger RNA, 2012 nt
Organism: Lymnaea stagnalis (great pond snail)
Lineage: Eukaryota; Metazoa; Mollusca; Gastropoda; Lymnaeidae
Source: the annotation of a GenBank genome assembly
ACACACGUGGCAAGCUGAGAAGUCUUCUGUGGGAGGACACGGUGUAGAGACAUCAGACAGUCACACCCCCAACCCCGCCGCCAGUCACAACGCGAGCCAACAGCGCGCCACACCUUAUCUCAAUAGCUCUGGCACGCCCUAUCGGCUGCUCACGGCCAACCUGUCCAGAAUCCCCAACGAAGACUCGUCCUCCACACACGGGAUGUACAUAGAAGGGGCCAGUCUGUCUAUAUUUGAACCCACCACUUCCGGCGGUCGACCCCGAAGUUACAUGAAUGCAUACAGGCAUCCAGGGGGAGGAACUGCGCAUUCCAAUAAACAAAACGGCGACCACCCAUCCAGCAACUACGCCAAACCCAGCAGUCACGUGACGGACAUCGGAAACAGUUAUCUGAACCCUGCGGUUGUCCGCGGUCGAAGUCUGGUUUCGCCCAGUCUAAGCAACAGCGAGUCCAAGACGCUGGCCGUGGACGACGGCUACUCCCUACACGACAUUGACGAGGCCUUGGAAGACACCGUCACUGUACAGGACGACGACAACACGACCACUACUUCCGGGAGCUACACCAUCAACGCGGAAGAUCUCUGCCAGGAAAUCAACCAACUAUUCUUCAACGACAUUGUUGUGUAGGUUCGUGGUAUCUCAGCAGAGGAAAAAAAAGGCUCAUUUUUCGGUACACACGUGACACAGAUGUUGUCCCACGUCAUCAUACAAGCUCAAACAUUGCGCCCACCAUCAACGUGCUGGUGAGCCAGGUUUCCCCCCCCUCCCCCCUCACUUCCUGUCUUAAUGCAACGUGGCAUCUCCAACAUGACUGGGCACUCAAGGCAACAUUUGAGCCCUUUUUUUCAAGUAUUUACCCAGAGAGCGAAACAGAACGAUCUGGUAUAUACUUGUACACCGAGAUAGAUUAUUUCCUUUAUUAAAUGAGCACAUUUGGUUCACAAGCUCAGUGCUGACAUUGACAUUACAGGCCAGAUCAUAGGCAGCAAGUCUGUAGGGUCCAUUUCUGGACAUUCGCAAGCCAUCACUCAUUCUUCAUUAAGUCAUUCGCUGAGCGGAUUAUCAUUCCGUUACUAUUCAUUAAUGGUCCAACAUUCUUUGAAGAUCCAUCAUUCUUUGAUGGUCCAACAUUUAUCAUUCACUGAAUGGCCCAUAAUUCAUCGUAUUUCAUAAGUUCCAUCUCCCCCCACAAAUGAAUAGCAUUCAAUCAUUCCUCAUAAACAGCAUUCCAUUGGUUAACACCAGGUGGCGCUAUGGUGUUGUAUAUAACAUUAUAACACACAUGAUAUUUUUACUACCUAAUCAGGUGAUACACGCCUAAGUGUUAUAUCUAUUUAUUUUAACCAUGAAACAGAAGAUUGUGUGCGAAUGUUAACAGAAGAUUGUGUGACAAUGGUGACAGAAGAUUGUGUGCCAAUGUUGACAGAAGAUUGUGUGCCAAUGUUGACAGAAGAUUGUUUGACAAUGUUGACAGAAGAUUGUUUGACAAUGUUGACAGAAGAGUGUGUGCCAAUCUUGACAGAAGAUCGUGUGCCAGUGUUGAUAGAAGAUUGUGCCUGAAUGUUGACAGAAGAUUGUGUGCGAAUGUUGACAAAAGAUUGUGUGCCAGUGUUGACAGAAGAUUGUGCCUGAAUGUUGACAGAAGAUUGUGUGCGAAUGUUGACAGAAGAUUGUGUACGAAUGUUGACAGAAGAUUGUGUACGAAUGUUGACAGAAGAUUGUGUACGAAUGUUGACCAAAGAUUGUGUACGAAUGUUGGCAGAAGAUUGUGUGCAAAUUGCGAAUGUUGACAUUAGUUUUGAUAGAUUUACAGGUAAACCCAGACUUUAAAUGGCUUUGUCUGAAACACUGCUCACCUGAACAAAGAAAUACAAUGCUGUUAUUUGUAAGGCUAGGCUGUGUGUGGGGCUGUGAGGCAUGAUUGCAGAGGAAGGCUGUGUGUGGGGGCUGUGAUGCAUGAUUGUAGAGGAAAGCUGUGUGAAGGACUAUGGCGUAUGAUUGUAGAGGC